AUGGGAAUUCCAAGUAAUUAUCAACAAUCAUCAGAAACUGAAGGACAAUCAGCCACUUCUUCUUCUUCUUCUUCUUCAUCGCCACCUCUUUCUGCGUCAUCUUCAUCAACGUCACUUUCAAGUUUUAAUUCUCAAGCAAGUUAUUCAUCACAAUCAUCUAUUGAAUCUAGUUCAGAACCGCAACUUUCACAGGAAGAGGCUGAUCGUCUUUAUGAAGAAAAUAUGGAAUUAGAAUAUGCUAAAAGAGAGGGAGGUGCUUAG
Molecule: messenger RNA, 261 nt
Organism: Magnusiomyces paraingens
Lineage: Eukaryota; Fungi; Ascomycota; Dipodascomycetes; Dipodascales; Dipodascaceae
Exons: 1
Coding region: 1-261 (86 amino acids)
Source: RefSeq, a predicted model, not a curated record